Molecule: messenger RNA, 1603 nt
Organism: Ipomoea triloba (trilobed morning glory)
Lineage: Eukaryota; Viridiplantae; Streptophyta; Magnoliopsida; Solanales; Convolvulaceae
Product: beta-1,2-xylosyltransferase XYXT1-like
Exons: 3
Coding region: 69-1514 (481 amino acids)
Molecular function (GO): glycosyltransferase activity
Source: RefSeq, a predicted model, not a curated record
UGAAGGGAGUGUUCAUCCCUGUCAGGCUUUAAUUUGCAGAAAAAUUAAAGUAGUAUAAUAAUAUAAUAAUGGAGCAGAUGAAUGGGGGGAAGUAUGAGUAUGAGGCGAUUCUGGAAAGAAGUUUUAGCAGGCAAGACAGAAAGACAAUGGGGUGGUGUGCUACUCUCGCCAUCUUCCUCGUUAUUUUCACAUUCUGCAUUUUCUUCAAGCCUUACAUCACUGAUGGUGAUGAAAAGAAUGAUGCAUUUCCUUCUCCACUUUCAAAUUUAGAAGUACCAAUUGGGGAGAGUCUCAACUUGCAAGCCACUGUGCAUGAUGCCAUAAACAUUGCCCCACAGCCAUAUUCCAAAACAAAAGAAGUGAAGCCGGUUUGCGAAGUGAAACGGCGAAGAUCAGACAUCUGCGAUGCAAACGGCGGCGACAUAAGAGUGAUCGCCAAUUCAUCCACCAUUUUUGUUGUUUCAAAUGAUCAUAGCAACAUAACGUCGUGGAACAUAAGGCCCUAUGCUCGAAAAGGCGACGAAGCCGCAAUGGGGAGUGUCCGAACCCUAACCGUCAAGCAACUCCACCCUUCUCAUCAACAAAUCCCACCUUGUACCACAAAGUACGAUGUACCAGCCGUGGUUUUCUCCACCGGAGGCUACGCCGGAAACCUCUUCCACGACUUCACCGAUCUCAUCAUCCCUCUCUACCUAACUUCGCGGGAGUUCGAGGGAGAAGUCCAGUUCCUGGUCACCGACAAACGGCCGAGGUGGAUAAACAAGUUUAAGGAAGUGCUGCAAACGUUGUCAAAACACGAAAUCAUAGACCUCGACCGGGAAAAAUACGGCGAAAACGUCUUUUGUUUUCCAAGAAUCAUCGUCGGGUUAAAAGCCAACAAGGAGUUCAGCAUCAACAACGUCUCCUCAGAUCAUAAUAUCUCCAUGAAAAACUUCACCGCUUUCUUGAGAAACGCUUACAAUCUGAAAAGGGAUAAUAUCGUCACAAACGAGAAAUUAUUGCAGCCGCGGCUACUCGUCAUCGCCAGGAACAAAACCAGACGCCUCUUAAACGCCAACGAGGUUUCCGCGGCGGCGGAAAACAUGGGCUUUAAGGUUGUCGUACGAGAAACAGACUCGAAUAUGACCAAAAUCUCGAAAUUUGUGAACGGGUUUGACGUGAUGGUGGGGGUGCACGGGGCGGGGCUAUCGAACAUGGUGUUCUUGCCGGAAAACGCGGUGGUGGUGCAAAUUGUGGGGUUGGGGAUGGAUUGGAUAGCCAAGAAUGAUUUUGAAGUGCCUUCAUUAGACAUGGGAUUAAGGUAUUUAGGUUACAAGAUUGGUUUGAAUGAGAGUUCUUUAAAAGAGAAAUAUCCGGCGGGACAUGAAGUGUUGAGCAACUCCAGCGCUAUUCGUGUGAAAGGGUGGAAGGCUUUUAGUGCAGUGUACUUGCAGGGGCAGCAUGUGAGAGUAGAUGUGGAUAGGUUUAGAGGCACUCUGUUGAAAGCUCUACAUCUUUUGCAUGCUAAUAAUUAGCAUUUAUGUAGUAAACACAUUUUAAUUUGUAGCUCAGAGAAAAUAUUAUAUUUCAGAUUUAUAAAGAUAAUCUUGAUAGGUGUUAUAAA